Boeremia exigua is the source of this 1497-nucleotide messenger RNA. RefSeq lists its product as uncharacterized. The record is from RefSeq and is a predicted model, not a curated record. Gene Ontology annotation, cellular component: cytoplasm. Gene Ontology annotation, molecular function: nucleic acid binding; zinc ion binding. The transcript has 3 exons. The coding region runs from base 1 to 1497 and encodes 498 amino acids. NCBI's taxonomy places the organism in Eukaryota, Fungi, Ascomycota, Dothideomycetes, Pleosporales, Didymellaceae.
AUGGGCGCUUCGCAGUCGACCGGCGCGGAGGAGCAGAGUGGCGACAUCAAGACCAGCUAUUACGAGCUGCUUAGCCUGGAGAGGAGUGCGACGCAGGACGAAAUCAAGAAAGCGUACCGCAGGAAAGCGCUCGAACUACACCCCGACCGCAACUAUGGCGACGUCGAGCGUGCGACCGCCCUCUUCGCCGAUGUCCAGCACGCAUAUCAAGUCCUGUCAGACGAGCAGGAGCGCGCCUGGUACGAUGCGCACGAGGCUGAUAUCCUGCGCGGCGGGACGGGCGAGGGCAAGGGCGAGGACCAGUACCAGGGCAGCAUGAAGGUCACCACGCCGGAGGAGCUCACGCGGAUGAUGGGUCGGUUUAGGAGCAAUGUGCAGUACACGGACGCGCCCACUGGCUUCUUUGGCUUCGUGCGGGACACGUUUGAGCAGCUCGCAAAGGAGGAGCAGUACGCCGCCGACUGGGAGGACGUCAGCAUCCCGAGCUACCCCUCGUUCGGCCACAAGGACGACGACUACGAGGGCGUGGUGCGCGACUUCUACGCGGCGUGGGACGGCUUUGCGUCGGCCAAGAGCUUUGCGUGGCUGGACGUGUACCGCCUGUCAGACGCGCCCGACCGCUACACGCGCCGGCUUGCAGAGAAGGAGAACAAAAAGCACCGCGACGACGGGCGGAGGGAAUUCAACGACGCUGUCCGGACGCUGGUGGCCUUUGUCCGCAAGCGCGACCCCCGCUACACGCCCGACACACGCUCGGCCGAGGACAAGGCCAAGGCACAGCGAGAGCUCCGGAAAGCGCAAGCCGCCAGGGCCCGGGCCGAGCUGAACGCCAAGCUGGAGCGCGAGGUGCAGGAGCUGCCGAGCUGGGCGACCGAGCGGCCGGCGAGCGAGCUGGAGGAGUCGGAGGAGGAGAUUGAGGAGGAGCAUUUUGAGUGCGUGGCGUGCAACAAGACGUUUAAGAGCGAGCGCCAGUACGAAGCACACGAGAAGAGCAAGAAGCACCAGAAAGCGCUGAAGGAUUUGAAGAGGAAGAUGCAGAAGGACAAUGCACAUCUCGAUCUGGAUGUGGAUGUGGAUUCGGGGGUGACGCCAGAGCCGGACUACGUAUUGAUGGAGGAUGAGAUCACAGCAAAAGCAGCAGACCUGGAGUUGGAUGACCCAGAUAGCGAGGUCGACGUCAAAGACACAGCCACAAAGCCUGAAAGCGAGGUCGAUAUCAAUUACACAAAGCCUGAAAGCGAGGUCGAGUUCAAGGACACGGCCAGCACUAUCAAGCCUGAAGACGAAACCGACGACGACUAUGCACCGCGCUCUGACAAGCGCGCGAAGAAGGCCGCCAAGCAGACCGAGACGGAGCAGGCAGCGAGCGACAACAAGUGCAGCGGGUGCGAUGCGUCGUUCCCGUCAAAAACGCGGUUGCACGACCAUCUGAAGAAGAAUCCAGGGCACGCGGCGCUGAAGACGGAGACUGGGAAAAAGCGGGGAAAGAAGAGGUGA